GCUCAUUGCCGUCUAGCUCUGACGGUGCACGCACGGCGCACGCAUGCCUCUAGCGUUGUCAUUUCUGAACACGCAGUCAGGUGUCGCGCCUCUUUCGCGUUUACCGACGACGCCCGGAUUUUCCCACGUCCACGUCGCACCGGUAUUUGAUCUUUUUUUCUUUUUUUACACGCACGUUUGGAGAAAGGUGACGUUGUGUGUGGGCGGGGUGGAGAGCAGCGUGCUUGGUGUGCGAAAGAGAAAUUCACAAACCAGUCCGGUCCAUCACGCGGUCCAGUGGAAUAUUUCCCUCCAGAGGUUGCUCAAUAUUUGGUUAAUGUAGCUGUCACUACUCUGUCGUGGAAAGGAUUAGAGUGGCUUAUUGCGAUGACGAGAAGUUUCUAACUCCCGCUCAGGCCGCCUGUCAAAGAGAGAACGCCCAGUGCUCUACAGCAUCUCGCGCUGAAGUGCGCUCUUCACCGAACAUUAUAGUUACCGCCGUGGAGGAAAACGGUAGAACCUAUCCACCGGAGAGCAACAUCUCAUUAAAUAGAGUAUUAAGGUGACAGGCCGUGGAACAUCAUUUAAAGACUGGGGAGCCCAGAGUGAAGGGAUGUAGAGGAGGAGGAUGAUGAUGAUGAAGGUGUGCUGGGUUGUCCCCGUGAGGAGGAAGAGCAUCGCCUGACUCUCCUCCACCUCCUCCAAUCGCUCCGGCGCCAGGACGAUGUCAUCGACCCCAAACCCUUCGGCCCCGCCCCUUAAGAAGGGAAGGAAACCGGAGGCGAUGGCGGACUCAGCCCAGACAGCCAAUGAGGAGCUGCGGAUCAAGCUGACGGACAUCCAGAUCGAGCUGCAGCAGGAGAGGGGCAAGGUGUCCAAGCUGCGCGAGCGCCUCCAGGAGCAGCGGCAGGCGCGGGAGCUGGAGCAGCACAAGCACGCCGUGGCGCUGACCGACCUGCGCGCCAAGAUGCACGAGGAGAAGCUGCGCGAGCUGGCGUGCGGCCGCGAGGCCCUGGCCCGGCAGCACGAGGCGGAGCUGGCCCGCAGCAUCAAGAUCCGCGACGGCGAGCUGCAGCGCCUGCAGGGCCUGGUCACCGCCCUGCGGGACGGGGCGGCCGACAAGCUGAAGAGCGCCCUGCUGGGGGAGGCCAGGGAGGAGGCCCGGCGGGCCUUCGACGGGGAGAGGCUCAAACUGCAGCAGGAGGUGUUGGAGCAGAAGACUGCCAGGAAGCAGGCGGAGGAGGCUCUGGCCAACACGCUGCAGGCAGACAAGGCCAAAGCAGCCGAUCUCCGAACAGCCUACCAGCAGCACCAGGAUGAGGUGAACCGCAUCAAGCGAGACUGUGAGAGAGACAUCCGUCGCGUGAUGGACGAGUUGAAGGGGAAGGACCGCGUGGUGGCGGCCCUGGAGAGGGAGCUGGGCGCGCAGGCAGGCUACGCCCAGAAGCUGCAGCUCCAAAACCAGGCUCUGGAUGAGCAGCUGGGCCACGUCCGGGAGGCAGAGAAGCACCACGGCAGCCCCAAGAGAGAGGUGGCACCCCCCCUGGGGGACAGCCCCGAGCACCCCAACAACCAGGAGGUGGAAGAGAGGGAUAUGAGGAGGUUCCAGCUGAAGAUAGCCGAGCUGCACUCGGUCAUCAGGAAGCUGGAAGACCGGAACACCCUCCUGGCGGACGAGAGGAACGAGCUGGUUAAACGGGUGCGCGAGGCCGAGAGUCAGAUGAAGCCGCUGUUUGAGAAGAACAAGCGCAUGUCCAAGAAGAACGAGGACCUGCUCCAGACGCUGCAGCGCAUGGAGGAGAAGCUGAAGAACCUGAGCCGGCAGAACGCAGAGAUGAAGGAGAAGGUGCAGUCGCGCCCCCCCCCGCCUCCUCAAUCCCAGCAGAACCCUCUGAAGCGGCCCACCUCGCUGACGGACUUGAGCCACGCCCACGAGGAGCAGGAGGUGGAGUUCCUCAAGCUGCAGGUUGCCGAGCAACGGGGCCUCAUCGACGAGCUCACGCAGGAACGGGACAGACUGCUGAUCAACAAGAAGAACAGGAGGAAAAAUGUGAAAAUGCCCAAAAGGCAUGUUGUGGAGACAUAUUUUGGAUUUGACGAGGAGUCGGUGGAUUCUGAGACGUCCUCGCUGACCUCCUACAACACUGACCUCACAGACCGCACCCCUGCUACCCCUGAGGAGGACCUGGAAGACGGUGUGUCUCGCGAGGAGGCGGAGCUUCGUUUCCGUCAGCUGACCAGAGAGUACCAGGCGCUGCAGCGGGCGUACGCCCUCCUGCAGGAACAGACCGGGGGCUCGCUGGACGCGGAGCGGGAGGCCAGGACGCGGGAGCAGCUGCAGGCGGAUCUGAUUGGCUGCCAGGCCAAGAUCUCCGACCUGGAGAAAGCCCUGGCCGAGAGGGGGCAGGACUCCAAAUGGGUGGAGGAGAAGCAGUAUCUCAUCAGGACCAAUCAGGAGCUCCAUGAGAAGAUGUGUGUGUUGCAGCAGGGAGAGUCCAAACUGCAGGCUGAGGUUCAGGAUGCCCGGGACCAGAACGAGCUGCUGGAGUUCCGGGUGUUGGAGCUGGAAGAGAGGGAGCGCAGGUCCCCAGGCCUGAGCCUCCACAUGUCAGCAGCCUUCCCAGAGAACAGCAGCAGCGCCCUGCAGGUCUACUGUCACCAGGAGGGCGUCAAGGACGUGAUCAUUCCCGAGCUGAUGAAGACUGACAUCCUGGGAGACAACGGGAAUCUUCGUAACGAGGAGCAGGUGGUGGUGAUCCAGGCGGGCACGGUGCUGUCUCUGUGUGAGAAGUGGCUGAAGCAGAUUGACACCACUGAAGCAGCCCUGACCCAGAAGAUGAUUGACCUGGAGAAUGACAAGGACCUGUUCAGUAAGCAGAAGGGCUUCCUGGAGGAGGAACUAGACUACAGGAAGCAGGCUCUGGAUCAGGCCUACAUGAGGAUCGAGGAGCUGGAGGCCACCCUGUAUAGAGCUCUGCAGCAGGAGCCGGGGGCGGCGGUGGCGGAGUCCCUGUCAGACAGGCAGAGGGAGGAGCUGAGGCUAGCCGUGGAAAAGCUGCGGAGACAGAUACUCAGGCAGAGCCGCCAGUUUGACAGUCAGAUCCUGCAGGAGCGCAUGGAGCUCCUACAGCAGGCGUACCAGAGGAUCAGAGAGCUGGAAGACAGGAUUGAGACGCAGAAGAAACAAAUCAAGGACAUAGAGGAGAAGUUUUUGUUCCUGUUUCUGUUUUUCUCUCUAGCUUUUAUUCUCUGGCCUUAAUGAAGCAGCAUACGGAACAACAUCAGGUGCCAAGGUGCUCAGGUGGAGAAACGAGGAUGAAUCACAACAUAUUCAUUUUUUUUAUAGACUGCUCACUAAACCUUAUGGCCUUUUUGAUAAAUGUGCACUUUGAUAAACCAAACCGCCAUCUUGGAAUGCAAAAUAAAACACAGGACUUUUCAUGAGAAGGGGAAACAUUUCACAGACUUUGUGAGUGACAGAUGCAGUAAAUUGUGUGUGGGUUUUUUUAUGGAGGAGAUCUACCUUGUGGGUUAUUUGUUCGUGGAGCCUUGAGCCUAACGACCUCCGAACGGGGAAUGUGUUGAGACAACCUCGAACUUUGUUGUGUCGUAAGGAGCAGAACCCAGUGGAACACAACCAGAGGGGCCUCAAACUCAGGAGAACACAGAGCCGGGCAAGGAACCAGUGCAAUCAUGGAGGGAGAGG
This is a messenger RNA of Osmerus eperlanus (European smelt), 3685 nucleotides long. RefSeq names its product janus kinase and microtubule interacting protein 1 (gene jakmip1). NCBI's taxonomy places the organism in Eukaryota, Metazoa, Chordata, Actinopteri, Osmeriformes, Osmeridae. The record is from RefSeq and is a predicted model, not a curated record. Gene Ontology annotation, molecular function: kinase binding; GABA receptor binding; microtubule binding.